Molecule: messenger RNA, 870 nt
Organism: Antechinus flavipes (yellow-footed antechinus)
Lineage: Eukaryota; Metazoa; Chordata; Mammalia; Dasyuromorphia; Dasyuridae
Gene: C3H2orf76
Product: chromosome 3 C2orf76 homolog
Exons: 7
Coding region: 351-743 (130 amino acids)
Source: RefSeq, a predicted model, not a curated record
GAGGGAAGGGUGGUUAAAAACAGAGCAAUUAACCCCAGGCUGGUUGCAUCGCCCCGCCCCAGGCUACCCUAGGCAGCUCCCCUUGCGCUGAGUCAGCUAGAGAGGUCCCGAGGAAUCCCGAGAGAAGUUGGGGGAGGGCGUCCUGAGGUCGAUGAGUUUUGGAGAAGUACAUCCGCGGACAAAGAAUGGGGGAGCUGGACCAGCAAAGCGGACCGUUAGGGAACCGGGGAAGAAGGCUCUGGGGAGAGUGAGCCUGGGCUCCCGCGGCUGAUAUAUUUGCGUGAUGAAUUUCCUUCCUUCCACCUCUCCUCUCACCCAUAAGAAAGCAGCUCCCCUGGAAAUUUUCUCACAUGUCUUCUGAGAAAGCAACAAUUACAGUUCGUCUCAUUCGUUCCUUUGAGCAUCGCAAUUUCAAGCCUCUUGUUUACCAUGAAGUUAAUUUGGACCAGACUGUAAAAGAAUUUAUUGUGUUCCUAAAAAAAGAUGUUCCUUUAAGGACAGGCCUCCCACCCCCAUUCAAGCAUUAUAAAUAUGAUAAAAUGAAGAUUAUUCAUCAAGCACACAAAUCAAAGACUAAUGAGCUUGUGUUGAGUUUAGAAGAUGAUGAUAGACUCUUGUUAAGAGAAGACUGUACUAUGAAAGCAGCUGGAGUUGGUAAGAGUGCAUCCAAUGAAACUGAAAUUGCAUUCUUCUGUGAAGAAGAUUAUAAGAACUACAAAGCUAAUCCUGUUUCAUCCUGGUGAAGAUGUCUGGGAAUUUGUUUUUUGCCUACCUAUUAUAAGCUCUUUAUUUUGCUUAGUGAGGGGUUGUGGAUGGAUUUUUUUUUUUUUUUUUUUUUUUUUUACUGAUAAAUAAAUCUUAAAAGAUUAA